AUGUCCGCAACAUCUGGGCCUCCCUAUGCCCCUACUACAGCCGCGGUGGGAGGUGUGCCUACCGUUGGACUUGACGUACCGAUAUGCGCUGUCUUCAUUCUCCUCUUCAUCGGUGGUGCGGUCUCCCAUAUGACUCUGUUCAGACGCAACAUGGCGAGGGAUCACAAGUUCAUUCCGUCUGCGGUGACCUUUGGUUUCUGUAUGUCGCGGAUCAUCGCCAAUGCCAUGCGGAUCGCGUGGGCGUGCCAGCCGCACAGCGUCUCUCUCGGAAUCGCCGCCACGAUCUUCGUCAACGCAGCCAUUGUUUUGCUCUUCAUUCUCAAUUUGAUCUACGCCCAGCGAAUGUUGCGAGCCGCACACCCACACAUCGGCUGGGCAAAGCCGGUGUCGUUGUUUUUCAAGUUCGUCUACAUGCUCGUGGUCGUCAACAUUAUCAUGUUGAUCACGGCGAUCGUGCAAUCCUUCUAUACGCUCAACGGCAACACGCGCCGUAUUGAUCGUGACAUUGAGCUGUAUGGUACCACCUGCGUUGCAGCCAUCGCUUUUCUACCACUGCCUAUCGUUUCUUUUGUGCUGCUGUUUCCUCGACGCAUCGAACGCAUCGAUAAGUUCGGCAAGGGCAGCUGGCGCGCCAAAGCCUUUAUCGUCGGUAUCGGGGCGGUGCUGCUCUGCCUGGGCGCGUCUUUCCGCGCCGCAACCAACUGGAUGCCUCCGCGGCCGCUGGAUGACCCUGCCUGGUACGACAGCAAGGCCUGCUUCUACGUCUUCAACUUCACCAUCGAGAUCAUCGUGGUAUAUUCCUACCUGCUUGUUCGGAUGGAUCAGCGUUUCCACGUCCCCAAUGGGAGCUCUCGCCGCCGACACUACCGCGGGCCGGGACCAGAGUCCGACGAUAGUACUACUGUCCAAUACCUUGAAAGCGGAGAGGACCGUGUGUCGGCUACUCACCCACCAUCGCGAGACUCGGAAAGCACCCAAGUUCCUGAAAAGCAGGAAUCCGAGAAACAGAUCUCGGAGAAGCAGGCUUCCGAGCAGUCUUAA
Messenger RNA from Penicilliopsis zonata CBS 506.65, 1041 nucleotides. RefSeq lists its product as hypothetical. Lineage: Eukaryota; Fungi; Ascomycota; Eurotiomycetes; Eurotiales; Aspergillaceae. The coding region runs from base 1 to 1041 and encodes 346 amino acids. The transcript is spliced from 2 exons. The record is from RefSeq and is a predicted model, not a curated record.